AUGCGAUCAACUCCAGUGUGGCGAUCACUGAGACUCCUACAGAGAGCACCCACCAGGUGCAACUCGAGUCGCAGAGCUAUUCAGACUGCAAACAACCCCCGCAUCCCGAACUUCGCUUUUGCUUUUGAUAUUGAUGGCGUCCUUCUCCGAGCAUCGAAGCCAAUUCCCGGCGCUGCCGAAUCAUUGAGACUCUUGAAAGAACAGGGCAUUCCAUUUAUCCUCCUCACCAACGGCGGCGGUAAACACGAGACGGAACGCGUCGCAGAGAUCAGCGAGAAGUUAAACGUACCACUGGACCCGACAGACAUCGUCCAGAGUCACUCGCCUUUUGCAGAGCUCGUAAAAGGCGUGGACGAGGCGAGUGCGUUGGAACAUAAAUGUGUGUUGGUCGCGGGUGGUGAUGGCGACCGUUGUCGGCGCGUUGCGGAACAAUACGGCUUCAAGAAUGUCGUGACUCCAGCAGACAUCUUCAUGGCCAAUCCAUCCAUUUGGCCCUUUUCGAAGAACUUCACAGACUAUUACAAGACCUUCGCGAGGCCUCUUCCCAAGUCGCUGGACCCAAAUGAUCCGACGAAAGGCCUCAAGAUUGACGCUAUCUUUGUGUACAACGAUCCUCGGGACUGGGCUCUUGACACUCAGGUGAUUAUGGAUCUUUUGCUUUCCUCGAACGGAAUCAUGGGUACAUUGUCGGAGAAGAACGGCCGGUCCGAUCUUCCCAACCACGGUUAUCAACAGGAUGGACAACCACACCUCUACUUUUCCAAUCCUGAUCUUUGGUGGGCCGCUGCCUAUCACCUGCCUCGUCUCGGCCAAGGAGGCUUCCGAGAGGCUCUUGAAGGUGUCUGGGCUGCGACGACAGGUGGCCCUAGCAAAGGUAUUGAGCUGAAGAAGACUGUGAUCGGCAAGCCUCACCAACCGACCUAUGAGUUUGCCGAGCGACAGCUACUUCGGAACCGUGCGAAAGCUUUUGAGGGCGCAACAGACCUUCCGCCUUUGCGGCGAGUCUACAUGGUUGGGGACAAUCCCGAGUCAGAUAUUCGGGGUGCGAACUCCUACCGCAGUGAAGUUGGCAGCAGCUGGCAGUCGAUCUUGGUGCGAACUGGUGUCUAUAGUGGCGGCGAGCCCGCCUGGACUCCACGGGUCAUUACGGACGAUGUUCAUAAGGCAGUGCAAUGGGGAUUGAAGGCUUCCAAGUGGACUUGA
Messenger RNA from Penicillium cataractarum, 1203 nucleotides. RefSeq names its product putative HAD superfamily hydrolase. Gene Ontology annotation, biological process: glycerophospholipid biosynthetic process. The record is from RefSeq and is a predicted model, not a curated record. Lineage: Eukaryota; Fungi; Ascomycota; Eurotiomycetes; Eurotiales; Aspergillaceae. Gene Ontology annotation, cellular component: mitochondrion. The coding region runs from base 1 to 1203 and encodes 400 amino acids. The transcript has 3 exons.